Molecule: messenger RNA, 4055 nt
Organism: Puntigrus tetrazona (Sumatra barb)
Lineage: Eukaryota; Metazoa; Chordata; Actinopteri; Cypriniformes; Cyprinidae
Gene: chd1l
Product: chromodomain helicase DNA binding protein 1-like
Exons: 25
Coding region: 102-3209 (1035 amino acids)
Biological process (GO): DNA repair; chromatin remodeling
Cellular component (GO): nucleus
Molecular function (GO): DNA helicase activity; ATP binding; ATP-dependent chromatin remodeler activity
Source: RefSeq, a predicted model, not a curated record
CAGGAAGUAGUCGUGACGAAGUUCUAGCGCGGGCAAGCUAUUACAACUUUAAUACUCGACUGAAUAAAGUGUCUAAAGUUAAACAUAAUUAAAACACAAAAAUGUCAACAUUUCUACGAGCAGUCAAAAAUAACAUGCCAGAAAAGGAAAAAUCGGAAUUAGUGGAGAGUGACCUGAAAAAAUGGGGAUUACAAGCAAUUCAUCUGAGGUCUUAUCAGGUGGAUGGAGUGAGGUGGCUGUCACAGUGUAUGAAGAACCAGCAGGGCUGCAUCCUUGGUGAUGAGAUGGGUCUGGGCAAGACCUGCCAGACCAUUUCUUUGCUGGCAUAUGCUCGGGGAUGCCUUAAGAUGAACGGACCGUUCCUUGUGCUUUGUCCCUUAUCUGUUCUGCAGAACUGGAGAGAGGAGUUAGAGCGCUUCUGUCCCAGUCUGUGUGUGGUCUGUUACACUGGGAAUAAAGAAAGAAGGGCAGAGCUUCAGAACGAGCUCUGUCGGAGUGACCGGCACUUCCAUGUCCUUCUCACCACCUAUGAGAUGUGCCUCAAAGAUGCCAGCUACCUUAAAAGUUGGAAAUGGAAGAUUUUAGUUGUCGAUGAAGCUCACCGGCUAAAGAACCAGGAAUCACUGCUGCACCAAACCCUCAAAGAGUUUACAGUGGGUUUCCGAGUGCUGUUGACAGGCACCCCUAUUCAGAAUAACUUGCAAGAAGUCUAUUCCCUCCUCACCUUCAUCCAGCCCAGUCUGUUUCUGCCUGAAGCCAUUGAGGACUUUGUUAGUGCCUACGCAGAUGUACAGACAGACCCUGCUCUUGCCGAUGAGCUUCAUCAAGUGCUCCAGCCCUUUUUGUUGCGCAGGGUUAAAGAAGAGGUGGCCGCCGACCUGCCCAAGAAGACAGAACUUGUGGUUUUUCAUGGGAUGUCCGCCCUUCAGAAGAAAUACUAUAAAGCCAUUCUGAUGAGAGACCAUGAUGCCUUUAGGACUGAUCAAAACACUAAGACCCGGCUUCUGAACAUUUUAAUGCAGCUCAGGAAAUGCGUGAACCAUCCAUAUAUGUUUCAUGGUGUGGAACCAGAACCGUUUGAGAUGGGGGAGCAUUUAGUUGAGGCCAGUGGAAAGCUCUCUCUUCUGGACACCAUGCUGGCUUAUCUUCAGGAGGGGGGCCAUCGUGUUCUUCUGUUUUCUCAAAUGACCAGGAUGCUGGAUAUUCUGCAAGAUUACUUGGAAUACAGAGGUUACAGUUAUGAGCGUCUGGAUGGUUCAGUCCGGGGAGAGGAACGCAACCUAGCCAUUAAAAACUUCAGCACCAAAGAUGUUUUUAUAUUCCUCCUUAGUACCAAAGCUGGAGGGGUUGGCAUGAACCUAACAUCAGCAGAUACUGUAAUAUUUGUGGAUAGUGAUUUCAACCCACAAAAUGACCUACAAGCAGCAGCCAGAGCCCAUAGAAUUGGCCAAACAAGGCCUGUUAAAAUCAUUCGGCUUCUCGGUAGAGAUACUGUGGAAGAGAUCAUCUAUUCCCGUGCCACGUCUAAACUACGUCUCACAGAUACAGUGAUUGAGGAGGGACGUUUUUCUCUGCUGGACCAGGCUCAAUCUGCAGCUUCUGGCCUUCAGUUGAGUGAGAUCCUAAAGUUUGGUGUGGAUAAGCUGUUGUCGUCAGAGGAGAGCUCUAUUCAAGACGUAGACCUCAGGCUGAUCCUGGGGCAGUCUCGAGGUGGCCGAUGGCUCACAGAUGAAAAGCAUGUCAAGCUUAAUAAGAGUGAAGAAGAGGAAGACGAGGACUUGGAGGGUCAAAACCACAUGUACUACUUCGAGGGUAAGGAUUACUCUAAAGACCCCAGUGCAGAGGAUGAGGAGACCUUUGAACUGUUACUUGAAAAGCAGUUAGCUGAUCUAGAGGAUGCUGGGAAGGAGGGACGUGCACUUCGUAAUAAAGCUGGGGUGUCCCUGUCUGGGCCUUUGAUUGACCCCGGGAGGAAGAAGAGACCUCUUACAGAAUCAGAGUUAGAACAGAGACGUCAGAAGAGACAAGAAACUGCUGCAAAGAGGGCGAAGCUACAGGAGGAAAGAAAAAAACAACAGGAAGAACUAAAUUACAAGAAGAAGAUGGCAUGGUGGAAAUCAUGUGGCUACAAAUCGCUGUGCUUGUCGCAAGUUGACAGUGAGGGUGAGGAUAUAGAGCCUGAUGAGGAUGAUGAUGAUGUCAGCUGGAGCUCCACUGAUUCGGAUCGCACAGCCAUUCGCUAUGUGCUGGGUGAUGUAACUCACCCUCAGGCUGAUCGAGAGGAUGCAAUCAUUGUGCACUGUGUGGACGAUUCUGGACGCUGGGGCCGAGGUGGAUUGUUUAAUGCACUGGACCUCAGAUCAGACGAGCCAAAGAAGCAGUACGAGUUGGCAGGCAACAUGGAAGGUGACAAACCUUUCCUGUUUGCUGAGACAGACUUAGAACUGGGGAAUGUUUUGCUUUUUCCUAUCGAUGACAAACAGUCGAGGUUCAGUGGAAGAGACUAUCUGGCACUUAUAGUUGCUCAGCAGAGGGAUAAAGCCAACAAUUUGUCAGGCAUUCGGCUCACUGCCUUGGAUGAGGGCCUCAAGAAGAUCUACAGAGAUGCCAAACAAAAGAAGGCAAGUGUCCAUCUGCCUCGGAUUGGUUACUCCACUAAAGGCUUCAAUUGGUAUGGUACGGAGAGACUCAUUCGCAAGCAUUUGGCCACCAAAAGCAUCUCCACAUUUAUCUACUAUUAUAAACGUGCUUCUUCACACUCAUCUGCAGUUUCUUCCACCACAUGCACAACUACUCCAUCAACCUCACACUCAGACCCGGGAGCAUCCUCACCAUCUGGGUCCCCACACUCCUCCAGCCCCCUUACGAAGUCAACAAAAUUCUCCAUUACAUUCAAGGAAGGUCAGAGUUCACCGGGGUUGGCUGACUUCAUGAGAGGUGUUCAUGUCUACUUCUACAACAUAGCUGCUACGGAGAAGAAGAAGCUCGCCCGCUACCUUUUCACAUAUGACGGUGAUGAGGAAGAUCUCAUGAGCUCACGUGUCACUCAUAUUGUAGGAGAAGUGGAAAGUCCUGUCCAUGCACAGGAACUGCGAGAUCUGUUGCAUCAGUACCCCCAGACCGUGCUCGUACAGAAAAAGUGGUUGGAGUCUUGCUUUGCUAACCAAAGGAAAGUCAGUGUGUCUAAAUAUGUAAUUAGGUUAAGUUGACAAAGCUCCUCCUACAUUCCUUAGAAGUGACUGAUCAAAUCAGUUUGCCUUAGGUUUAUACACAGUCACAUCCAGUUAUCUAUGCAGGGUUUCAAAUGAACUGGACUGUCCCUGUAUAUCCAGUUACGCCUAAAUGACACGCCGUGCAUCAAAUAAUGAAGCACUGCUUUCUGUUUAAAGAGAGAGAAAAAAAAAGUGGUGGUUUUACACUCUGGAAAGAUUUUUACAGCAAAAACCGACUCAUUUACUUUCUUUAUGCACUCAUCUGCAUGUUUAGAACCAGUGCAUGGAAAACUGACAUUAUUUGCUAUUUUUCUACAUGAUUUCACGUGUGCUGUCUUUUAAAAAACUGAGGGGAAAAAAAUAAAUACUGAGAUGUGAAUUAUGAUCAGAAUACUGAGACUUUUAAAUUCCAGGUAAAGAUGUAAAAGCUGUCUGAUCUCUGAUGUCAGUUUUACUUAGAAACGCAAUGCACUAAAAACCAAACCACUGAUGUGCAAGAUAAUUUAAAAGUUAUCUGAUUUCUAUGAUAUAACUUAUAGUUUCCUUGGCUACUUUUUAAUAAUGAAUAAGUAACCUCCAGCUAACUAUGGUGCAUUGAGUUGUUUGUCCUUGUUUCAGGCAAUGCUGAUUUAGUCCUAGGGUUUGUUUUUUUGGCUAAAUGUUUUUAUUGUUCAGACAACAUAAACUAAUCGAAUAAUACAUGAUGUUAAUUAUUAAUAAUAUUGUUUAUUGUCAGUAUUCUUGCCAAUGUUGUUCUCAUCUCAAAGUUCUGCUGUAUUUUUUGGCUCCCACAUGCUUUAUAAACUGUUCUUAAGAAUAAUUAAAAAGAAGCUACUCAAAAGA